This is a messenger RNA of Notothenia coriiceps (black rockcod), 493 nucleotides long. Its product is annotated as sodium/potassium/calcium exchanger 4-like. The transcript is spliced from 2 exons. The record is from RefSeq and is a predicted model, not a curated record. NCBI's taxonomy places the organism in Eukaryota, Metazoa, Chordata, Actinopteri, Perciformes, Nototheniidae. Bases 22 to 402 code for a protein of 126 amino acids.
UUUAUCAGAUUCAACUCCAGCAUGCAGAGAUUUUUCACGGGUGCAAAGUCGAAGAAGAACGUGGCCAACGGUAACGCUGCGGCCAGCAGCGAGAUGGAGGACGGUAAUACUAGUUAUGACUAUGUUGUGGAUGACGACCCGUCAUUGCCAUUACUCUCACCAGUCAAGCCCACCAAGGAAUACAGCCGUGGAUCGGUGGUCAUGGUGGACGAGAUCAUGCACGACAGCCCUUCAAAGUUCAGGUUUCCAGAAGCGGGCCUCCGUGUCAUGGUCACCAGCCAUUUUGGACCCAAAACCCGUCUGCGCAUGGCCAGCCGCCUCAUCAUUACAGAGGUACAGAUGAACGUUGUUGCUCCAAUAAGAUUUGCUACUGAUAUGUUAAUUUAUUUUAACUCAAGUUAAGCCCCAUGCCCCAUGCCAGCUAUUAAACAAUAUUAUUAUUUUUAGCUAAACGAAACACAAGGGUAAUAACAAAGGCUCUGAAUUAGCCCUG